This is a messenger RNA of Callorhinchus milii (elephant shark), 7348 nucleotides long. RefSeq names its product DEP domain containing MTOR-interacting protein (gene deptor). Bases 224 to 1417 code for a protein of 397 amino acids. Gene Ontology annotation, biological process: intracellular signal transduction. The record is from RefSeq and is a predicted model, not a curated record. Lineage: Eukaryota; Metazoa; Chordata; Chondrichthyes; Chimaeriformes; Callorhinchidae. The transcript has 10 exons. Gene Ontology annotation, molecular function: protein binding.
GAGGGAGGUGGGGAGGAAGCCUUCAAUCUGCCUUUAAACAGCAGCACAGCCGUCGCUGCUUGUGCAAAAUAAAAUAAAAGUGGUGCAAACUCCUCCCCUCAGACGUGAGGGGGGGCCUUAAAAAAACAGAAGUUGCAAUAGUUUGUUCCAGUGGAGGAUUGCGCACGAGAGUGGGAGCAAUGCACUGGAUACUGACGCUGCAUUCCUGGAAAUUUUCCUAGAAAUGGAAGGGGUUGGAAACGCGAUGCAGAAGAAAGCUGUCGGGUUUGAGCACAUGGCAGAGGUUUUAAUCGCCGGAGAGCAGCUAAGAUUGAGGCUUCAUGAAGAAAAAGUCAUCAAAGAUCGGCGAUACCAUCUCCGAACGUAUCCAAAUUGCUUUGUGGCUAAAGAAUUAAUCGAUUGGCUUCUAGAUCACAAAGAUGCUACUGAUAGGUCAACAGCAAUCAAAUUGAUUCAAAAGCUGUUAGACAAUAGUAUCAUCCACCACGUUUGUGAUGAACACAAAGAAUUUAAGGAUGCAAAGGUAUUUUAUCGCUUCAGAAAAGAUGAUGGAACUUUCCCGCUGGACAGUGAAGUCAGGGUUUUCACAAGAGGACAAAGGUUGUAUGAAAAGCUGAUGAACUCUGAAAGCUUGCUGAUGCAAAUCCGGGAGGAAGAAGGGGAGAAAUACCAGCGCACCUUUGUAGCUUGUGAACUUAUCGACUGGCUGAUGCAAGAAGGAGAGGUUGCCACAAGAAGUGAAGGAGAACAGCUUUGUUGUAGGCUGUUAGAUCAUGGCAUUAUUCAGCAUGUGGCCAAUAAGCCCCACUUUGUGGACAGUAACCUCCUGUACCAGUUCCGGACGAACUUUCGAAGAAGGCGACGUCUGCUAGAGCUGCUAAGUGAGAACCCAGCCUCGGUGCCUGAUAGCCAUGAGAGCCCUUUCUGUUUGCGCAAACAGAAUUCAGACAACAGCAACAUCAGUUUCCUCUCAGUGAGCCCCACUAAGGAAAUCAAGAUAGUUUCUGCUGUGCGGCGUAGUAGCAUGAGCAGCAGUUGCGGCAGCAGUGGUUACUACAGCAGUAGCCCCACCCUCAGCAGCAGCCCCCCUGUGAUGUGCAACCCCAAGUCUGUAUUGAAGAAGGCCUUGACUCCCGAAGAACUCCUAACUCCAGGGGCACCAUAUAUGAAGAGGGCAUUAACUAUUGUCGGAGAUGCAGUUGGCUGGGGGUUUGUUGUCCGUGGAGGUAAGCCUUGCCACAUCCAGGCAGUGGAUCCCAGUGGUCCUGCCGCUGCUUCAGGAAUGAAGGUUCGUCAGUUUAUCGUCUCUGUGAAUGGCCUGAAUGUUCUUCACGUGGAUUAUAGAACUGUCAGCAAUCUCAUUCUGACUGGUCCACGUACCAUAGUGAUGGAGGUUAUGGAGGAAAUGAACUUCUGAGCCGGAUUGGUCAUCUGGAAACAUGAAAAGAUCUGAGCAGAGGCAUCAGAGGAGCAGGGUGAAAAUGUGCACAAGCUUACAGACACCACAAUAAGGGAAUCUCAGACAGAGUUCUUAGCUUCAGGAAUGGAGCUCCACCCAGUUUCACACUAAUCUUUGGUUUGGCUAUAAAUAUCUGAAUGUCUCUCUUUAAUAUUUUCAACACUGCAUCAAGAAUUUAUCUUUAUCUGGGCUGCCAGGCAAUAGGCCUUGUGUUUUAGUAACGCAUAAGGGAUUUCCAUUAUUUAAAACCACUCCACUGUCCCUCCAGAACAUUUUUACCUUUUCUCCUUUCUUCCCCAAUCCUGCCCUAAUCUCCCCAUAAAGGAAUACAAAGUAUAAGUUGGACAAGUUCAACUUUAGAUACAAAUGUUUCCUGAUCUUAUACUUGGUGGAUUUGUGAUUGCACUUUACCAACCAAAAAAUGAAAUUAUUCUAUUCCUUCAAAAAAACUCAGUCAUUUUGUAUAAAAUGUGCCUGUAAGGAGACUGACCUUUAAGAAGGGGGAAUGUCAGAAGAAGCAAAACUGAUUUAUUGAGAGGAGUACAUAGAAAAGGAUUAUGUUCCCCAAAAUUACAGGGGAUUUCUAGUACAAAACAAAUAGUACAUGUUGCAAACAUGAAAAAUCCUGGGCACUGUUUUUUGCAGAAGGCAAACUGAAUCAGCACUGCACUGAAAGAUAACCCAGGGAACAGAUCUGCAGUUCCUCCUACAUCUGCAGCUUUGCUGCAUCGCUCAUCAUAAUAAAUGUGAUCGCCCUUUCAACAUCUUGAGAAAUAAUUAGGGUGAGGCUGUCCACCCAGUUUCACACUAACCUUUGAUUUGGUUAUAAAUAUCUCUUUUUAAUAUUUUCAACACUGAAUCAAGGAUCUGCUUUAUCUGGGCUACCAGGCAAUAGGCCUUGUGUUUUAGUAACGCAUAAGGGAUUUCCAUAAGCGUUCUACAAGCGUUUUUUGUCAAACAUUUCAGGUACCUUUCUCCAGAAAUUAUCUGAACCAGAAGAUGAAUAAUAGAAAAUGUUAACACACAUUGUUGAAUGUAGAUCAUGAAAAUCCUCUGAGAUGUUAGAGGGCAACAUCUGUCUGUUUCAUUCCACUCAGAUUGAAGGGAUUUGAGUGAAUCCAAAGAAAAUGGAUUGUCUAUCUUAAAUAAAUGGAGGAGGAAGAAAAUCCUGCCUUGGCUUUUCCCUCUGAGGUUUUUCAUUCACAGAACAUUGAGACUGGAAGGGAGUGGGUUGUAUAGGGUUUGCAUGGGAAAGUACAGUGACUAUAAACCCUAGGUGACCUGAAAUCGGAGCUGUGGCUUCUUGUAGCCCACAUUUUCUAGUGAGUCUAUUGUCAAACGAACUCACCUGCAUGGAGGUGAGGUAUCACUCCUCUAUUGGAUCUAUGCAGAAUUUGAAGACUUAUUUCUAGAGUAGAAUUGUUGUUUAAAGUAAACUUCUGAUAAUUCAACCCUGGCUUAACUUAUCACUACCACUUAAGUCAUGCUGUCAAUAUCCUGGCCGCAGUUGUUUAUGUAUUUUACAUAUGCGUAACUCGCCAUUCUGGAUAACUCGUCACUGAGUCCUUUCUCCUUGGAAUGAUGAGUUAUCGGGAGUUUACUGUAUAUUGAAAAUGAGCGUCAGGACUAGUGCAGGUUCCCAAAUUUUUCAACGGUAUCAAAGUUUUGUGGCUUGUUUUGGAUUGUUUAUCUUUUUGAAGUAGAACCAUUCUUUCUGUGCUAGAUUUCAUCAUCAUGGAGAGGAAAAUAAACAUUUUAGGGAUAACCAUGGCUCUCAUUGUAAUUUGAAAUUAGCUUCUGGUACAGACUUGUUUCAAACUCUUUCAAAUAUAUUUAGGCUUUUGCAGAUAAUGACUUUUUUUUUAUAGAAACAAGCAAUAAUGAGGAAAUAUGGGAUUCUGAAUGUCCCUCCUUGGUGCCUCAAUUAAAAAAUGCACUGACAACUUUUUAACAGAAACUGUUAUGGUACUGCAAGCUUAUUUUACAUACAUAGUAGAUGGUGCUAAGUAGAUAAAUAAAUAGUGGGAUCAGGAGUAACUCUCUUGUUGGGCAUUGUAGAGAAGACAUGGGGGCAAGAAAGUGAUUGGUUCAUGUUCUUAUGGCUAGUAUAUUUAUCAAACUGAAACUAUGAUUUUACAGUGGGUACGUUUAGUGAUGGCAACUGAGAAUCCAACGUGUCUAACAGAUAAUCUUAUUCUUUACUCAGCCCUUAUCCCCCCACCCCCUUGCCCUGUCCCGUCCCAGUCCAUACACUAGCGGCACUAAUAAAUAAAGCUUCCACUCAGAGAGCCAGUUGCCACCAAUUCCUUAUUUUUAGAACAAAGGUGAACCAGGAUGGUAUCUCCCCAGAAUGGUGUAACCAAGUAUUUUAUUGAAGAGUGUGAAAUGUAACCCUAUCCAACGUAAAGGACUUCAACUUACACAAAGCAUUAGGGAUAUGUGACACACACUACUGUUGGUGAGACGAUCUUGUCUUGUGGGCAUGCAGUUUGUCCUGAACCACUUUAUCAUUCAGCAUACUUUUACACUGGGGAACAACCCAUGCUGCUAUGACUUCACAUGUGAAUUUGUUUGUGUAUGAGAAAUAUUAUUCCCCUACGCAUUGGAACACGUCAGUCAUGGAACAGGAUAUGGUUCCUUUGUUUAUGUGCAAAAUUACAAGGGUUAUUUUCAUUAAAGGGCAUCAGCAGUGCUGAGCUGAGGGAUGAGGGUAAUUUCUCAAAAGAAAGUUAAGAUUCAGAUAUGCAAACUAAGUAAAAAAAACUUGCCAUACAAACAUAUAAAUAUUGGCUUAUGCCGCAUCUAGGAUAAGAAUUGUUAACAAUUAGGAUAAAAAAAUCAAUGUGCAAAGGAGAUGUAAAAGAAGCUACACCAGUGUUGCCUUUAUUGUGUUUCAAACUGGAUUAUGUGGCUUAUGGUGAAAUGCUCUUUCAGGAAUAAAUGGGGCAGCAGUGCCCUGUAAAGGAGUCCAUAAUCUAAAAGUGCUCGCUUUUCACCAGGGAGUUUAGCAGAUGUUUAGGUGGAAUUAAUCUAAUUGAACAUGAUGCAAGGUGGUUUUCUUUAUUGGGGCUACGGGGGUGGGGGGGAAAGAAGGAAGAGAGAAGAAAUUAUGCCCUACGAGGAAACGAUGGGAGAGGUGUGGAUUGCUGAAACCGGUCAUGUGUUUUUUCAUACAGUGCAAACUGACAUAAAAGAAUGAAGUGCCACACAUCUUGCUAGCCUUCUCACCUCGAGGUUAGAACUUUGUGGGCUCAGAUCCCAUGUCAGGACUUGAAGCUGACACAAGUGCAGUACUCGGUGGGAGCACUGCAUUGUCAGAGGUAGCAGCUUUCAGAGGAGACGUUAGGAUGAGUUUUCACCUGCCUGUGCACGUGAGCAUUUAUCAACCCAUGACACCAUCUAAAAAGAGAAGGAGUCCUGGCCAACAAUCCACCAUAGUAAUUAGCCGUUCAACUCAUCACUGUUUGUGGGACCUGUACAAAUGGCAACCGCAUUUGCAUACAAAAUAAAUCACGACACCAGCAUUUUGAUAAAUACUUUGACUUAAUGAAAAUAAAAAAAUGCAAAUUUUCUUCAAACAAGAAACCCUUGUCCUGAAUAUAAUCAUGGAGGUCGGUUCCCUUUCAUCAUUUCUCCAACCACUUCAGACAGAAUAGUUUCCAGUAGCAGCAGUUUAGUGCUGUAAUGCAGAAUCAGUGGUGACCUGGUGUCGCCUGCCAUUGCACUGGUAGGACACUUUUAAAUAUCACUUAGAGUUUAUUCAGUUAUUGAACUAACUUUGCAGCGCUGCUGAAGGUGAAGAUUUCUAUAUUGCUGACAUUUUCCCUAUAAUUAAAGAGUCAGUCAUACACUGCUCCUAUUACCCAGGAAACACAAAGAGAUGCAAUUUUUGUCUCAUUCAGUGACAAAAGGACUAUCGUUAUAGUGAUGGCUGUUUGCAACACCCAGCUUUAAUUAUUUCUCUCUGACUGGUACAAAGUUAGAAAAUUCAGCAAAAUACAUUGGAGCGCAAGUGUGCAUUUCAAAGCAAUAGCUUGGUGCCCGGCCUUUACACUUAUUAUAUUCAACCUCACAGUGUUUUAAUUACUCACCUCUCAAUAUUUUUCAAAUUGGUUGUUUCAAACACCAUCUCAUGGAAAUGUAUAAUCUAACUGAAGCGAUACCACAUAUUUUAAACUCAGUACAAUAUUACUGCAAUGUACAACUACUCUGUCCUCCCCGGCCCCCUUUCCCCGCUGCUAAACACACAUAAUAAAAUUUGACUCAAAUUUGGGUGUAAAUAGAAUAUAACAAGUAGCUAAGGACUAAAUGACAAUUUUACUUGCAUGCACAUUCUAUAAUUAUGCUUCUGUACAAGUAUACAUUCAGCGGAGAGUUGACCUCUCUAAGCAUUGCACUUUCUUGGCUUUGAAUGUGGUAGGGAAAUGGUUAAUCUACACCUGUGUGCACUUGUGACACGGUGGAAGGUACAAAAGUUUGUUUUUCUCCAUGUAAUUAGUUGACCUGACCUAUAGACUGUUCUUGGGGCUGUUUUAUUUCAUAUGAGAUGGAGUAAUAAACAGACCUUGAAGUCAAGCAGUACAGCCUUGCUCGAAAGUCAUAAAAAACAAAGACCUACAGUAAAAAUGACGUGAGUUGGAAGUGUACAGUUUGUUAACUUGUAAAGAAUGAUUGCAUCCCACAGCUGUUUUUCAGUGUAAGCAAAACCUUAAUAUCCAGCCACAUAAUGCAAACAAUAGCUCUGGAUAUAUACAAUGGUAUCUAAAUCAAUGCAUGAUAAAAUUAUUAAAUGUAAUGCUUUGCUGGGUAUUGGGUUAUGGCAUUACUUUGUAAAUAAUAAAUAAAUUGGAUUACCAAUUACUGUUUGCUUUAUAAUGAGGAGUCAUGCAAUGUUUGAUGACUUUAUUGGAAUUAUGACAAACUAAGUCAUAUCUCUUGACAUUUCGAGCAUGAUCCAAGAUUAGGUAACUAACUGAACUAGUUACGAGAAUGUUGACUAAACUAUUGCGUUAACCUUUUUUGGUGCCAUUUGUAAGACAGGUACGUCCAUCAGUCUCGUGCAAUGGGAGCCAUCUGCAAGUAGGGAGGCUACAUGGACGAAUGCGUAUCAUUCUUUUUCAGAAAUUCUAUUUUGUACAUGGAAAUAUUUUAAAAAGAAAACAAAUGCAGCAUUUUUAGAAACUUCUAUAUAAAGUAGGAUUUUUUUUAAAUACCAGGGUAUAUAAAGGAUUUUCAAUUUGCUGUAUAAAUGCUCCAAUUGUUUGAUCAACAUGUGUUUGUCUGGUACUAUCUGUAUACCUGUUUGAUUGAGAGGCUCACUGAUAAUCUAUCGGCAAUCGGUCUGACUUGGGUCAUUUCGAAACAAGUUCAAGGUCUUUAUUUUAUAGUAGUUAUAACUCUGUAGUAAGAAGAUGGAUUAUUGUUAAACAGUGAUGGGCAUUUCAGAACCACAAGAAUUGGCCAAAAAAAAUUUAUAAAUCAGAUAUUUUUUAUUACACCGCAUUGAAGGAUGUUGUACUGUAUCAUUUACCACUGUCACCAGUGGAGCUAAGAAUAUUUACUGCUUAUCUCUCCAACUCCAAAUGUUUCCCCACAUGUACAAUAAAUUCAAGUGAACUUUCAAUGUUGCUAUUUCUUGUUGUUACAAAUUUAUUCAGGAUUGUCGAGAAAAAUGCCCAUAAAGGUUUUACCUGAAUUCAGACUGUUGGUGAUGGUUGCUUUUUUUAAAAUAAAAGAUCAGAAUUUAUAUACAAAGUUAUUUUUGUAAAUCGGUAAAGUGGCAUUUUAUUGGCUAAUGGUAUUAAUAGUGCAAAGAAGUGUAACGUGACAGAUUGCUGUAGCUCAGAAUGUGAAAUAAAUCUUGGUUUAAUUUGUUCUUUUAAAACAAAA